This is a messenger RNA of Archocentrus centrarchus (flier cichlid), 1780 nucleotides long. RefSeq names its product endonuclease domain-containing 1 protein-like. The coding region runs from base 29 to 973 and encodes 314 amino acids. Gene Ontology annotation, molecular function: metal ion binding; hydrolase activity; nucleic acid binding. The record is from RefSeq and is a predicted model, not a curated record. The transcript is spliced from 2 exons. NCBI's taxonomy places the organism in Eukaryota, Metazoa, Chordata, Actinopteri, Cichliformes, Cichlidae.
UCCUAGCACCGCGUGUUUGCGUGAAGGUAUGAAAAGGCUCUUGGAGUCCACAGAGACGCAUUUCAGCACCGGAGAGAUGCGUCGCUCCUGCGCCCUGCUCGUUCUGCUCUUCGCCGCCGGCUGCUCGCUGUGUGCGGCGGAUGUCGGGGACUUCACCCCGUGCUUGCAGUUCUUCUACAGGUCUUGGCCUCCUAAGGGUCUGGCAGGGACCCCGAUCUGCCAGCAUUUUAACAACAGCUACCACUUUGCUACGCUGUACAGUCGGCCCCGUCGCUCGCCUUGGUUCUCCGCCUAUUUGUACACAGUACCCGCCGGAAAGAGACCCUCAGCAAGCUGGAAAUAUGAGCCACAGUUAGCCUACCCACAAGCAGAUGGCACCAUGAAACCCUUCCCUAGACCCCCCCUGGACCAGAACAUCGUGGAGAGCCAGGCUGUGGAGCAUGACUACAUCAACUCCACCUAUUCCCGCGGUCACUUGAACCCCAGCCUUCACCACAAGAGCCACGACACCCGCGAUGCCACCUUCACCCUCACCAACGUGGUCCCCCAAAAGACGGGCUCUAACGACGGGCCUUGGGUGUUCCUGGAGCAGAGUGUGAACCAUACCUUGGCAACCUACUGUCUCGGAGAGGCCUACGUAGUGACUGGCAUCAUCCCUUACCAGAGUGACGAUCACUGGCUCAACAAUCACCGCGUAGCAGUGCCAGAGUACCUGUGGUCUGCCUACUGCUGCCCAAAAUACAAUCAAAGUCUUCCGAAAGAGCUGGAGAACACCUUUCCCACAUACGCCGCCAUCGGACGCAAUGAUCCCAACAGCAGCGAGGAGAUUGUGCCUGUGAAUAAGACGGCUAAGAAACAAUUCAGGGGAUACGAUGUGAGAAAGAUGUCCCUGCAAACACUUGAGAUGUACCUGAAGGACAGGCUCAGUACUGUCAUCAGUGUGUUUAAUGAGCAGUGCAGUGGAUCAGACUGAUCCCGCACUGACCUCACUGUGAAUGCAUAAUAAAUACAUAUUAAAUUCAGGACAAAACAUAUGACAACACUUCUGUGAGGAGAAUGAUGCAACAUGUGCAACAGUUUGUGUGCUGCCUCCCACCCAAAAAGAUGAAAUAUUUAUGACCACUACAGAAAUGCUGCCACUGAGUUGAAGUACAAACACUGUGAACCACUAGGUGGUGACCUUGUGCAAUGAAUGUAGCAGGUAGGAAACGGGUGUUCUUAAUUGCACAUUUCAGCUGAAGCUGUAUCUGUAUAUACUGAUUCAAAGAAACAUCUUUUUUAUUUUUAUUUUGUUGAUUCACUAAAUAUGUAACCAAAUGAUGCCUAGCUAAAUAUAGUGGAAGAGUCAAAUCAUUUUUUUUUCUCCAGAAAAGUGAACAGAAUUGUAGCUGCUUAAUAUCUAGUUUUAACUACUUUAUAUGCAGGUAAAUUAGUCCUACUACUUCCUGUAGUAGAGGAUCCCUGGAUAGAGGGGGGUCCUGCAGUGACUGCAUGUUAGUAAGGAAAAAAAAUCUAUUAUCUGUUUUUUUUUUUAAUGUUGACAAUCUAAUUUUGCCUCUGAACAUUAAAUGAAUUAUGAGUGACAAUGAUUCUGACUUUUACACCUUAUAGACAUAUUCUUACAGAGCCUUCUGUUAUAUUUUUACUACUGAGCUGUUUAGUCUUUUUAAAUUUGACUUGAUUGUAUUGCUGGUUGAGGUAUUUUCUAAUAGACUGUGUUUUGGCUGCUGUAAUGCACUUUUGGGCUGAAUAAAGGAUAUUUUGUCUUAUUCUACAGCAC